CAACAACUAUUACUACUACUAUCACUGCUGCUACUACUACUGGCAAUCACUAUGAUGACGACCAUUGAAAAUCUGCUGGUCUCCGUUCAGCUCGGGUUUUUCUUACCAGUAUAGUUGGGUCGGUUUGUUGUUUGGAGCUGAUAGCAACGAUGUGUACAACGACGACGACCACCAUCACAACAACAACAGUCAACGGAGCUAUGUUCUAAUAAUAAUGGUCUGUGAGUUUUAAGACACAGCAAGCAGGUGGGGGUUUACUGUGGACAAUGUCUGGUACUGUUGGGCGGUUUUGCUACCUUUACGGAAUACAACUAAUCUCUACUACACCUGGCUGACCACACAAUACAAGAGCGAAGAAGAAUGGCAUCUUCUCGAAAGUCUACCUCAUCAAAAUAUAACCAGGAAGGAUCUCGUCGGAAACUUACACGUCAGAGAGAUCACGUAGAACAUCAAGUUAUUGAACAAGAUGUCUUUACUCCGAAGCGUAAAGGAAGCCAAAAAAGUGGUAGCGUCACCACUAAAGCCAGCAAAACAUCAAGUGAUAGUGGCCAAAAUUCAAAAGUCGAAGCUACCAAGAAUAAAGUAACAAAGAAGAAGCCUGAAGAUGGCGGGAAAGCAGAGAAAAAGGCCCACAUUAAGGAACCGGUGCCGCCAGACAUUAAUUCAUCUGCUUCGUCGACCUUUGGUUCGCAAGAAUCAGAAAAAUCUAGUUUGGCUGCAAGUAAUUGCAGUGGCAGUAGUAGUGGUGUUAGUGGAAAAUUAGAAACGAGUGGUCGCAGUAGUUCAUCAAAAAGUGGCACCGGCCAGUCUGCGAGUCAAGGAAGCAGUGGCACAACUCAGAAACAUGGUUCAUCACCAACCUCAAAGAAAAGUGGUGCUUCAUCAAAAUCCUCACCGAGUGCAACUGCCAAACGGGCUGGUCGUGGCGGUUCUUCAGAUGGCAAGAAGGAUUGUUCUAGGGAGCGGAAAAUGGGUGUCGUUUCUUAUCAUUUCCACUUGCCAAAGACUGAAGUCCCGACCCCAGCACCAAAACCGACAGUCACUGAGGUGACGAGUGUGAAGACAAAUGUUACCGUUGCACCAAGUAUUAAGACAACUGCCAAUGUUACAUCUGUUGCUGCUACACCUAGCAUGAAGACCACUACGGUGGUAACGUCCAGCAUGAAGACAACUGUUGCUGCUACAUCGAGCAAAACGACAACUGCUGUUACUACGUCAGCAAGUGUGAAGACAACUGCCAAUGUCGCUGUAUCAAUUGGAAGCACACCAUCUACUGUUACAGAAGUAACGACUAUUAAUACUAGUUGUACAGACAUCGUGACUCAAGAAGAAGACCAGGAGGAUAAGAGUGACAACAUUUCCUCUUCAUCUACAACCCCUUCACUAUUGAGUGUUACUUCUGAAACCACAAGUCUCUUGGGUAAAUCCCCUGAAACCAGCAGCAGUUUAAGGGAUAAAGACCAGUCACAGCUUUCUCCCGGUCUUUCAUCAUACAGCAAUAUUGAUUCAGAUGGGACUGGCUCACCUGAUUUGAGUUUUUGUAGUCCUGAGUUACCCACAAAAAACAGCCGCCUCAAGCGACGCCUUAUCCAAGAACCAGCUUUCGAUGAGUAUGAAGAAGACUUAAUAACCACAACUUCAAACUUGACAUCUUCUCAAUUGCCUUCUUCUUCAUUGAAAAUCCCAGGAAUAGGUUUAUUUGGUUCUAAUGCCAGCCUCUUGUCACUUGAUAACCAGGAGCGAAUCAGAAGUGCUUCAUUGCAUUUUCAACCUAUGUGUUCUUCGGAGACAUCACUUAACAGUCAGACCUCUCUACAGAAACGACCAUGUGAGAAGGUCCGAGAAUUGCAGCUUUCGGACUCAACAUUAUCAGUUCGAGGUCAUGAAAUGAGAGCUGGUUUUGAGAACUGUAGUACCUCAAUUCUUCGUGGAAGCAGCACUGGUAGUUACAAUGCCAGCUUCAAUCUCCGACCGUUUGUUCGGCAUUCAAGCUCUCCAGCUAAAGUUGAAAGUUCUUCGAAUUAUCGCAGAUCAAAAGAUCAUCUAGCAUUGCUAGAAGUUCUACGCAAACAUGGACUUUGUCACUGCAUACGGUUUUUCAAUCGAGAUAUGAACAUCAGGAAAUUUAGGACUCUCACCGAGGAUGACCUUCUUGAAAGUUGUCAGGUCACUGAUCCACAAACCAGAAAGCAAUUGCUACAGGUCAUCGCCCGACUAAAAAUGGAUGAAGAUACGGAUACCGAAUCAGACUAUGGUACCCCCUCUUCACAGUCACCACUGCCCUCUCCAUCGACACUUCAAAGGAAGUCACGGGAAGAUCUCCCGUUGGCUCUACACUAUGGCUAUCGAAGGUUACAGCGGACUCUAUCUGAAGAGACACGUCAGAAAGGCAAAGAUGGAACCCCUCUCACUCCCACUUGUAGCUCAGGCAGUCAUCCUUGUCUACCAGGGAGUCACUUAAGCAGUAUUUCCAGCAAUACUGAAAGCACAAACUUAUUACGGAUGCACAAUUCUGUUUUGGGUCAGUCUGCACCAUCCCUCUCAGCAAGCAUGAAAGAUCUCAGUUUAACUAGGAAAGGAAGUCGUUCUCAUGGAAAACGAUCGGUUAUAGCUGUUGGAUCUUCACCUACACUUCUACAUCGAUGCAACUCUCCUCAGAACUCAGCAUUCAGGCCUCCUCGAAGUCCUAUGGACAGUCCACGCCAAGCAUCACCCAACCUUCACAACCAGUUUCCAUUCCAAAAUAUCAAGAAGAUGGAUGGGCGUAGAUGGUCUUUUGCAUCACUGCCAUCAUCUGGUUAUGGAACCAACACACCUGCUAGCUCCAAUGUCUCGUCCCAGUGCUCUUCUCAAGAGCGUCUUCACCAGCUGCCAUCUCAGCCUACUCCAGAUGAACUGCAUAUUCUCACUAGACAUUUUGGAAGUAACGAAAACAAUGCUGUUCCGCCUGAGGAUGACUCUGGUGGAGGACGGUGGUCACCGCGGCCCCGACCCCGCUCCCGAAGUUUGAGUAGUCCUGCUCGCUCUCCUGCAAGUGAUUUGGAAAUAGUCAUGAUGAAUAAUAUGUAUAAAGAGAGAUUCCCUAAGGCCACUGAUCAGAUGGAAGAAAGACUGGAGCUCUUUAUUGAAUUAAACCGAGCACCAGUUGAACCUGAUGCAAUUUUAAGCUUUCUUCAUCACCAAGUACUUGAAAUGGCAAGAGAUUGUCUUCAAAAAUCUCAGGAAAAACUAAUAACUAGUAAUUAUUUCUGUGAAUUGUCAGAAAAUUUAGAGAAACUACUCAAAGAUGCUCAAGAGAGAUCUGAAGAGACAUAUCAGUACCUCUAUCCACUCAUCAAAAAGCUACUCAUCAUUGUUUCCCGACCAGCUCGUCUACUGGAAUGCUUGGAAUUCAAUCCAGAGCAAUUUUACCAUAUGCUGGAGGCAGCAGAAGGCCAUGCACGCCAGUAUGUCAAAGCUGAUAUCCCCCAGUAUAUCAUCCAGAAAUUGGGAUUAAACAGAGAUCCACUUGCUGAUGUUCAGGAAAUCGGAAUGCACGAUAGUACAGAUUGCGCUAGUGGAGCAGAAUCAGCGGAUAGCAAUGCAACAAAAGAGAAGAAAGCAACCCCAUCAGAGGAUGAUUUUGAUACAAUAAAACUAAUUAGCAGUGGAGCUUUUGCAGCUGUUUAUCUAGUGCGUCACAAAGAAUCAAGAAAACGAUUUGCCAUCAAGAAAAUAGGCAAACAGCAUUUACUCAUGCGCAACCAAACUGAACAAGCAUUUGUUGAGAGGGACAUUCUCACAUUCACUGACAACCCGUUUGUGGUGAGCAUGUACUGCAGUUUUGAGACCAAAAAAAACUUCUGUAUGGUAAUGGAAUAUGUGGAAGGAGGAGAUUGUGCUACGCUGUUGAAGUUUACAGGUGGACUGCAUUUGGACCUUGCCAGGAUGUAUUUUGCCGAAACAGUGCUUGCUCUGGAAUACCUUCACAGUUAUGGGAUUGUACACAGAGAUUUAAAACCUGAUAAUUUGUUGAUCACUGCCACAGGACAUAUAAAACUAACAGAUUUUGGUUUAUCUAAAGUUGGUUUGAUGAGCUUGACUACAAAUAUGUACGAAGGAGCUGUUGAUAAAGACUGUAAACAGUUCAAAGACAAACAAGUAUUUGGCACUCCAGAAUACAUUGCGCCUGAGGUCAUCUUAAGGCAAGGUUAUGGAAAACCUGUUGAUUGGUGGUCAAUGGGGAUAAUCCUGUUCGAGUUUCUAACUGGAUAUGUUCCUUUUUUCGGGAAAACACCAGAAAUCCUCUUUUCCCAAGUCAUCAAUGAACAAUUUGAAUGGCCACCAGAGAAAGAAUUGAAAGUGCAGGAUGAAGCUAAAGAUUUAAUAACUCAACUGCUCAGGAAUAAUCCAAGGGAGCGUAUUGGCUCUGGUGGUGCCCACCAAGUGAAAGAACAUGAAUUCUUCCAGAGUGUAGACUGGGAUGGAUUGUUACGGCAGAAAGCUGAGUUUGUUCCACAAUUAGACAGUGAAGAGGACACAAGCUACUUUGAUACCCGAACUGACCGCUAUAGCCACCCUGACCUGGAAACUGAGGACACGGAAGAUGAUACGGAUGACAUCAUGUUUCACAGCUUCUCAUCUUGUUCUCCACGGUACAACAAACUCAGUUUGAAACUGGAGGAUUCUCAAGAGGAGCGGAAAGAUCGAAGGCGACACUCCAGCUCGGAUGAAAUUCGAACACGUUUGCUGGAGAAACAGGUUCUUGACCGGAAAGAUUCCAAUCAGUCAGAAAGUUCCGAGAGCUCAAUAGAAGUACAACGUGUCCUCCGAAUUAACAGUACAGGGAGCAGUUAUGGAGACAGUCUGCUAGACAUAUCCAGUUCCAGUAGCAGGUUAGAACUCACACUGCGAGAUGAUGAUAUCUUUACUGCUGCCAUAGAUUGUGAACAGCCAGCUCAGGUUUGCGAGACAGAAAAGACUACGAGCACAACAAAGUCUUCCUUGUCGUCAACCACGCCACAAACCCAGCAACAGCCACCACAACAACAGCAGCAGCAGCAGCAACAGAUACCCAAAUUCUCUAUCUCGACUGCAUGUGACGCCGAUAUUCCUCCUUCCAAAGAACUCUCUCCAGUUGAUGAGAUUGACAAUAAAGACAGUGGAACCGGCUCAGGGAGGAGUAAGGCAACCGCCACGACAACUACUACCACUACUACUACUACCACUGCUGUCACCACAACAACAGCCACUGCAGUGUCUUUGGUUGGCGGUGAGAGUGUAGAACGCACAACUAACAGCACGCCAUUAGUUACCACUGCAUCCUUUAAAGCUGCUACCAGCGUCGUCCCGUCCACUUAUAGCGAGAGGACUAGGACUUCUGGUAGUAACGAGGACGUCGUGAAACUACAGAAGUCAGCUUCAGCUAGCGCCCUCACACUACUAGUGCAUUCUAUAGGUCAUCCAUUGGAUAACUCCGGGGAACUGACUAAGCGUAGACUCUUCUUCCCAGAAGAUUUACUCAUCCAGCCCUUAAACUCUCCUGGGGGUUCAAGCACCAGUUCCCGCGAUGGCUCUCCGUCCAGAGAUAUCUCGCCACUUACCAGGAACUUAAAGCCGCCACUAGUCAUCAAGAAAGGUCCUCAAGGGUUUGGAUUCCGUAUCCAAGCCAUCCGGGUAUAUCUAGGUGAUACAGACCUGUACACUCUGCAACAUAUGGUUGUUGCGGUUGAGACAAGUGGUCCUGCUUUUGAAGCUGGUUUACGUCCUGGUUGUCUGAUAACUCAUAUCAAUGAUGAAUGUAUCCAAAGUCUGUUGCACACCCAGGUUGUGCAGCUCAUUCUCAGUGGUGGGAAUGUUCUGCAGAUCCGGUCCGUGCCGUUGGAAAACACAACCAUUAAAACUGGAACGCGAAGGCAUCGAAGCAAUCCUGGGAAAAUGGCACGUCGUAUUUGUCACAAGAAACGAGAGAAAAGUGGUGAGAAGAAGAAAGGACGGUCAUUGUUCCGAAAAUUGAGUAAGAAGGCUGAGCAACAUAUACACCCUGGCUCACCAAUGAGCGCCAACAGAACAUUCAGUCCUCUCAGCAAGUCUCUGUCUUCAGCUGAAAGUUCACCAAACUUGCCGAGGUCUGCUCGUUCUCUACCAAUCAAUAUGCCAUGGUCAACACCAGAGUCCGCUGCUGGAAGUUCUUCUACCAGUAGCUCACCCAGCUCUAGCGGGCCAAGUUCCCCAGCCACUUCCUCCCACUAUGGCCGGCCUAGCUCCUUGCAUGGCCUGAAACACCACAAACGUGCUCAGAGUAUGAAAUCCCCCCAUCGGCGUAAAUCUGUGCACAACAUUCCCCUCUCACCUUUAGCAAGGACUCCUUCCCCAUCUCCAAUGGCAACAUCUCCCACACGGAGCCCCAGCCCACUUGCUUUCACACAGGGACAUCAUGCUGGCAGUUCUAACACAGUACAGCACACAUACCCAGCUCAACUUACUGCUUCCGGUUCUCCUGUACCCCACACAGCCUCACGCAGAUCUUUCACAAGGCCCAAAAGCUGUGAGCCUGGGUCACCUCUGUUGCGAUGUACACUAUCUCCAGAACGACUGCAUCCCAACACAGCAGAGAAGACUCAUCUCAGGAAAAGUCCUUGGCAGGAGAAACAGUCAGUCAGUGAAUCUUUGUGAGAAUGGAGGAUUAAUUCACUGCUGCUUCCCCUUGCACCGUUCACAUGUAAGUGAAAACUUGCUCCCAUCAUAGCAUGAUGCUGUUGUUUGAAGGGAUGUAUAUAGUAAUUUAGAAAGUUUUCUCGACUCAAGAAUCAAAGAUUUAAAAAGGAGAAAGACUAACACAACCACAAAGCUUUAAAUAUGAAUUGAAGAAAAAUAUAUAAAUUAUAUAAACUGAUGAUAACAUUUUCAAAAACCCUCACCCCAUCCUAAACAAGAAAUGUGAUUAAAAAAAUGUCCCACUCCUCACUAAAAACAGAGCUCAAAAAAAAAACAAAAAAACGAUUUAUUGGAAAUUACAAUACCCACAAUGAAUAGCGUUUCAACUCCACUAAAAUAUUAUAAAAGGAAUAAGUUGAAGAAGAAAAAAAAAGCGAAAAACAAAAGACAAAAUUAUUUCUCAUGAGACCAACUUUGACUUUUUAAUAUUAUCCUUCAGUAUUUGAGUUGUAUUUAAUUUUUUUUUUUUUUUCCAAUUAUUCUCUUCUCUGACUCUAAAUAAUGUUUUUCUUCUGUUAUUCUCAUUAACAAAUUUUUUUUUUUCUUCAAAAUUUUAACACCCUCUCCAAUACCACCAUAUUUUGUGUUUCAUUCAGUGAUUAUUUAUUUUUUAUUUCCCUCCUUUUUUUUUUUUUUUUUGUUAUUCUCUGACCAACUAUUUUCUAACAUCUCGCCCCCCCCCCCCCCGCUACAUGCAACACCAAAACAACUCACCCCCUACCACCACCACUUCCACCAAGCAUAACAUUUCAUAUUUGGUUAACUUCAGCUGUUGUCUGUCCAUUCUGUCAAGUGGUUGUGAUAUUUUGCUAGCGAUAGAUCCCACACAUACAUGAUGUACAGAGUGCAGUUUUGAAAACGCCAACUUGCCCUAAUCUUUCAUGUCAGUAUUUCUGUCAAUUUGUGUUACUUUUUACCUGUAAGAUUGUGCAUUUAAACUGUUUUCUUUUCUAAUUUCUUUCCCCUCUUCUUUCUUGUCAAACUUAAUGAAAUUCUACAGCCACAGUGAAUUAUAAAUAUCAAUUAAUCUCAGUACUAACUCAACUUAUGCCCAGAUAUCUGGUUUUAUUCUGCAUCAGCCAUUGACUCACUAUUUUGGUCAAUGAAAUUUGUGCUGUUGUCUCUCUUAUUUUUUUUUUUUUUUUUCAAUUUAUAUUUUUCCCCAUGGGGCUUUUGUUGAGAAAUUAUCAUUGUUGGGUCAAUUAUUUCAGUGUCUAUCAUCAGUCAGUAAUCUCAGAAAUAUUUCUGUCUGAGAUGUAAAAAAAAACAGAAAUGAUCUAGAACUUUCCUAUGAUUAGUAGGACAAUGUGUUUGGCAGAAAGAUACUUAUUCUAGUUUUUGGAAUGAAGAAUUUCAUGACAACUGCCAUCGCUUGUAUCAAAUAGUUGUUUUUUUUCUUUUCUUUUUCUACACAGAAAUAUUUAAUUCCAUCUUAGAAAAUGCUGUGUCUGGUAUAUUUAUAAAACAGUAAAACUUGGCAUAUUUUCUCUAAAAUUUCCAUAGCCUAGGACCGUGGUACCGAGUGUAUUUUUAUUGUCUUUUAAUACUUAUCAACUGUUUGACAUCUCUCUGUGUGUGUCUGUUGUGUAAAUUGUAGCUGCUUUGAGAUAGUACUUUAACUGAGAGACAUGUUCGACACAGCAAUGUGUUAGUUGAAGUUGGUCAAAUUGCUUCCUUGCAAGUCUGCAACCGUAACAAUACUAGUCUACCUAGAAAGGCAAUCCCUGUGAUAUAUAUAUAUAUAUAUGAAAAAAAAACAAAACAAAAACAAAAAAAAGAUUUAAAAAAAGCGAAAAAUGUAAAAAGAAAAAAAGAAAGAUUAAAAAAAAGUGACUUAGAGUCGUCUUCUUUAAACUUUUUUCUUCUUUCCUUUCAUUGACAAAACUGGUGUUUUAUCAGUUCCUAUGGAAAUUCUUUCUAAUUUUAAAUCUUUUAAUUUUUGGCCCUUGUUGCCUCCCGUUUCCUUUCACUUCCCCAACCCAUAUCUCUUCUUGUCAUUGUAUAUACAACAUUUUUCACCCCCCUACAAACACCACAUAUGCUUAUUCUUCUUUAUCCAUCCCUCACUUUCCAACUUUUGACUUGAUUGAAGGUCAACUUUUUUUAAGGCUGUGUGCUUUGUCUAGUCCCCCCACCCCCAAUUUAUAUUUCUUGGUGACAAACAAAGGUGAAUGAUAUGGGAUUUUUUUUUGUUUGUUUGUUUGUUUUUUUUUUACCUUCCUUUAAAUCAAUUACAUAUUCAUUCAUUAUAAAUUAUAUUCUCAUUUAAUGUUUUCUUUUCCCCAAAAAAAAAAAGCAAGAUAAAGUAAAAUGUAUUAUAUUGCUCUGAUGGUUUGAAACUACACACUCAUGCGUGCACGCACAAACA
Messenger RNA from Octopus sinensis (East Asian common octopus), 9064 nucleotides. RefSeq names its product microtubule-associated serine/threonine-protein kinase 3. The transcript has 31 exons. Lineage: Eukaryota; Metazoa; Mollusca; Cephalopoda; Octopoda; Octopodidae. The coding region runs from base 361 to 6654 and encodes 2097 amino acids. Gene Ontology annotation, molecular function: protein serine/threonine kinase activity; ATP binding; protein binding. The record is from RefSeq and is a predicted model, not a curated record. Gene Ontology annotation, biological process: peptidyl-serine phosphorylation; intracellular signal transduction.